This is a messenger RNA of Dama dama (fallow deer), 1300 nucleotides long. It is a transcript of the gene C22H12orf75, whose product is annotated as chromosome 22 C12orf75 homolog. NCBI's taxonomy places the organism in Eukaryota, Metazoa, Chordata, Mammalia, Artiodactyla, Cervidae. The coding region runs from base 214 to 405 and encodes 63 amino acids. The transcript has 6 exons. The record is from RefSeq and is a predicted model, not a curated record.
AUUGCCCGGCGGUUUCCGCCCCAGCUGGCCCAGGCCUACUGCGCCCAGGUUUGCCCUCCUGGGUACCUAGAGGGGGUGGUCCCCGCGAGCCCCUCGGACCCGUAAGUCCCCCGCCGGCCUCCGGCUCGGGGCGCGCCGCCCUCCGCCUUCGUCUCCGCCCCCAGGAUCUGCGGCUGCCGGCUGCCGAGCGUGGCUUCCCCGGCCGGCGGCGCGAUGGGCUGCGGGAACUCCACCGCCACCAGCGCGGGCGCGGGCCAAGGCCCUGGAGGAGCAGCUAAAGACGUAACAGAAGAGUCGAUAACAGAAGAUGACAAGAGGAGAAACUAUGGAGGAGUGUAUGUUGGUCUGCCAUCUGAAGCUGUCAAUAUGGUGUCCAAUCAGACAAAGACUGUGCAGAAAAAUUAGAAGAAAAUAAUAUCAUGACUCAAUAAUCAAGAGCCUGUUCAUCAAGAUCUGGAUGAAAUUUUUCCUUCAUGGGAUUUUGUAACGUGCACAGACAUUUCCAAGGAAAUUCUAAACAGUCUCCACACCUCCCCCGUAAUUCUUAGUUGAUAGUUAAAACCAUGGGUACAUACUGAAUGUUGUGGUACUAGAGAGGAAUUGGUUAAACAACAUGCUUGGAUAUGGAGCUUUCUGUGAUCCGCUUGCAGAAGGCAAACUUAUGAAGGCUUCUUGCCCAGCUGGUCCUGUGUCCCCGCUGGGGUCUCACCUGAACAUCCCCACAGCUCAUGAAGAUCAUGUCUUUUCACUGAUGCUUUUUUUGAUAGUUUUUAUAAAUCAAAAUCCUUCAUCUAUUUAUAACUUAAAUAAUAAAGCACUAUCAACGAGUUACCCAAAGUAAUAUAUUUGUGUGUUAUUUUUCACUAUUUCUACUUCAUGUUGAUUUUUAGCUGUAAAAUUGAUUAAAUUGAUACUUCCUGCCAUCUCUUUCCCUUUUUUACUAUUGGUUUUCAGCUUUAUUUAAAUGUCUAAGGAGUUUCUUUAUUGGGAACAACGCAUUACAUGGCAAUACUUCAGCUGCUGAGGUUUGCAUUGCAUGCUGUAUGUACAUUUUGAUUAACUUCCUCUUUGCUUUAGUUAAAGGCUUAUGUAACUACAAGUACUUCAUAGCCAUCAAGUCUCCCAUUCUUCCUGUGUGUGAUCAUAGCAUCUUAUCAUGUUAAUUCUGUACUAUUUUCAAGGACUUGUCACUGAUGGUUAGUGGGAUAUUUGGAAAGUUCUUAAUUUGAUAACAACCUUGUACUGAAGUGUAAAUCACUCAAUUGUAUUUCAACAAUUAAAACAUUUUUAUCCCUCUUUA